Molecule: messenger RNA, 905 nt
Organism: Anopheles merus
Lineage: Eukaryota; Metazoa; Arthropoda; Insecta; Diptera; Culicidae
Exons: 6
Coding region: 196-858 (220 amino acids)
Source: RefSeq, a predicted model, not a curated record
GGUUCAUGAAAGGUCAUAUUAUAUUUCGACAUACGCAUUGUAGUGUUCUGAUCAAUUUUAAAAGAAAUAUUCAGCCAAAUCCCAGCUUGUUUGCUGCUUGUGUCCAAUUACUUAUGCAUAUUAUCAAAAUCAAAAUUAAACUGCCAUAAAAUCAAAAUUAAAUGCCAUCAAUGCAUUCAAAUUUAGUGAUCUGAAAUGGUAUUAAACACAUUCUGCUUAUGGUCACAAGCAUAUCAAAACUUCGCCAAACAAAUAUGUAUCUACAUCCCGAACUGUAGAAGUGCAAAAAUUCCCGUUCUGAAAUGCCAUCCAAUGAAGUGCAAUCAAAAGCAUAAAUUGAUGCGAAUUUCUUUCAUCUUUUUAAUAGUUUUGCUAUUUGUGCGUGGCUAUCCUGCCGAAGAGAAUACUGAGGAAGAAACCGUGAUUGAAGACUUUUUUAUAUGUCGCACCUGUGGAAAUGAUGUCAGCGUAGCGAAUCUAGCCUUCGACAAAUACACCCCACUAGCGCUUAGUGCAACAAAUCACUCUUUCACGGAAACACGUUCCGUGCUAAUACAGGAAGUGCAGAAUCCGCUAGGAAUUCGAUUUCACAUCUUCCUCGUAAAGCAAGCCUCCUGCGCAAAGGUCCACCCGUGGACAAUCAAGUCGACCUGGUUCCCUGGCUACGCGUGGAAGGUUUGCGUGUGCCCCAAGUGUCAUACACUGCUCGGGUGGAUGUUCGAACCCGUCGAGAGCGCCACGGCAGAGCAAAGUUUCCCUUCGGAGGCGGGUUUCUACGCAAUCAUCUUUCAGAACAUCAUCACAGAAGGAUUCGUGAACUCGCUGCUUAUGAAAGAGAAAGCACUGCGUGAUAAUUGACAUACAUAACCGAAAGGAAAGAAACGCAAGUCACAACCAUGGUUGAC